Orbicella faveolata is the source of this 4669-nucleotide messenger RNA. RefSeq lists its product as uncharacterized. Gene Ontology annotation, cellular component: cytoplasmic vesicle; membrane. Lineage: Eukaryota; Metazoa; Cnidaria; Anthozoa; Scleractinia; Merulinidae. The record is from RefSeq and is a predicted model, not a curated record. Gene Ontology annotation, biological process: neuron migration.
GGGACGAAAAACACUGCUGACAUGUUGCGAGGCUCAUAACUCGCCGGCGGGAGCUUGAGUACCUAUCAAUUAUCAAAAUACCCCUGAUUACUCGUUUUGAUAGUCUCAUGAAUUUUCUUCACGCUGCGCUGGGAAAAUACAGUGAAAUUGAAGCAACUGCUUUCUUUUUCAACAGUGAGCUGAGCAAAAGUAGAAUUCGCAUAAUAACGUAACUUUACGUGUGGGCAUUAAUCGUGGAAUUCGGAGCCCCCCAUGUUUACACAGGAAUGUAAUGUAUACUCUCGGGUCAUUUUCCUAAGCGUCGCCCAAAAGAGGACUGGGAACGAGAUUAUGUUUCAUAAUUAUAACUGACAGUUCUAGAUUACCCGCGGGUGACCUUGCUAAUUUAAAAUAAAGAAAUUGUCCAAUAACUUUGUUUUGUUGAUUCAUGUUGCACUGCGGGUCGGUAGAUUCAAGUGUUCAAGCACCUGUUAGCUACCGGUAUUAACCGGUGAUAUGACCUUCCAAAUAACAGGUGCGCGUGCGUUUUGAAGAGCACAUGCUCUUUUACCUUUUGAUCUUAUCCCGAUAAUCUCUUUUUGACGUGUAUUGUUUACGAAAUGAAAUUUGAUAUUUUUUAGCUCAUCGGACAAAGCCAGGAAUUGGACAUUUUGGUCUGUUUCACUAAUGGAAUCGCAGUUGUUGUAAAACUGGCAUUUUAACAUUGAAGGAGGAGCGAGCACACAAGAUUUCGAAGUUGAAGAUGUCAACCUUGGGAUUCCGCUUUGCAAUUUUUCUUACCACAGUUUUAUUUGCUUUUGGCCUUUUGCAUGUGAAAGGCGACAUUGCUCCAGAUAUCGUCCUUUUAAGUAACUCGGAUGGCAACUCGAUGUACAACGACCCCAUGGAGUAUCAACGCACCAAGCGGUCCUAUAUCCAUGAAGAUGACAAUGAAGACGAUGAUAAUGAUGAUGACGAUAUCGGAGACGAAGGAUAUGAUGAAGACAAAGAUGAGGACGACAGGAGCGAUAGCCCGCUGACGAGUCUUAACGAUCCUGAUUCAUCGAUGCUUCAUAAGAAAGAUGAAAUUCAUCAGAUGCAUGUCAAAGCUGUCGGGCAGCAGCAGCCAUCGAAGACGGAGGAGGAUAGUGAGAGUACAGAUGAGUCAGGCUCGUCCGAUGACGAUGAAAGUAGUAGCAGUGGAAGCGGAAGUGGGGAAGUCAGGGGAGAGCGAGUGUAUGCAAGACAACGUGUUUCAGACAAGGAAGAUGACACUGACGAAGAUGCUUCGGUAGACAAAGAGGAAGCAAGUGGUAGUGGUGAUUUAGAUGAGAAGGAAAAUAAACACAUCGCAGAAGAAAAUGCAACCAUGAGUAACCCGCGUGAGAAGCCGAGGAACUUGAUUAAAAUGAUGGUGGACGAAUCUAAGGACGCGGAACGGGAAGAAAAAUUUGAACGCAAGAAUGAUGAGGAAAAUUCAGGUCAGGAAUCUGGAUCAUCCACUGGCUUUGUCCAGGGGAGUGCCGAAACAGGGGUGUAUCAUGAACAGGAACACCCCGUUCCAAAGCCACACCCCCAAAAUGUACCCCAAAUUAGUAAUUCCACCUCAGGAAAGGACAUAGCAAACAAGAGCGAAUCAUUGCACAAAGAAACACAUUUACAUCCUAAUGACAAGGUGGAAGAAGUGGACGAUGAUCCAAAGAAAAAGUCAGCUACUAGUAAAAGCAAAAGCAAAGUCGAAAUGAAAAGCAAGGAUUCGAAAACAAAGGCGUAUAAAGAAAAAUCACUAAACAAAGAAAAAGCUAAGGAAGAAAAAAGUUCUAAAGACAAAACUGAACAUUCAUCCCAUGUUCAAGACGCGAAAAUUCACAAGAAGAACAUUGAGAAAGCGCGUAUCAGGGUUUCCAAAGUGUCACACUUGGCAAAAAACAGACUUCGUCAUAAGCAUCUGACAGGACAUGUCACGCACCCACAUGUGGUAGAAAACCAUUUAAAAGUCGUUCACAAAAUGCCUGUCAUCAAAGCUUCAUCGCAAAUGUGUCAUUCGGACAAGAUUUUAGCCGGACAUUCAUUAAAAGGAGGUACCCGAGCUGGUCACUUCCAGACCUUGGGUGAGACCGCAAGCAUGCACGCAUGUCUUCAGCGGUGUUGCAGUAGACACCCGUGUGACGUGGCAUUGUUGAUUGACGGGCGGUGUUAUGGAGUGGCUUGUUUCAGCAAGGAGCUCUGUGAGGCCAUUCCGGUUCCUCAUCCACAUUUCGUCUUCUCGCAACUCGGGUUUAUUACUAAAGGACAAAAGAGAGGAGACAUUGAGAAGAACCAAGAGUUUCACUGUCGGUACGGAAAUCUCACACUGAGAAACAACGAGCAGUGGAGCGGUGAAUUAUGUGGGGGCGUCGUUCGAUGUAAAGAUGGCAUCGCUACUGUAAAAAAAUGCUCGGGUAUUCCACCGAAACCUGACGACUGUGCCCGACCACGGCUGAUCGUAAAACACCGGAGUGGAAAAUGCUGUCACAUGAAAUGGAAGUGCAAAGCAAGGCACUGUAUUUUUAACAACCGUGUUAUCAAGCAUGGCUAUAAACUGAGCGAUCCACUAUGUACCGGAGUUGUAAGCUGUUACAAUGGCCAUUUAAACAUGGAGUACUGUCCUAAAAUACCAGAAAAGCCAAAGGACUGUGCACGACCCAAGUUGAAGACUAUCAAUGUGCCUGGAAAAUGCUGUAAAAAUCUGUGGGUUUGUUCAGACAAAAGUUGUGCAUACGACGGUCUCAGGUUAUCGCACGGAGAGAAACUCACAGAUGCGUCAUGCGCAGUAGUCAUGGAAUGCAGAAAUGGCUUCCUUCACAAUAAGCCGUGCCCAGGGCCCCCUCCUGUGCCGCAUACCUGUAUCAAUCCGCUGCUGAAGGUCAAACGUGUUCCGGGUGAAUGUUGUGAAAUGAACUGGGCGUGUGAAAUGAGCUAGGUUUCUUCACUCGUCACAGCAAGGUUGGUAUCGAAGAAGGUUCUUAGCUUUUACGAACAUGGUCAGCUGUGGUGGCGCAAUGGUUUUGCAUUGAACCUAACUCGCGAAUUCGUUGUAUUAGAUAUGUUUUUUUUUCUUUUUAAUAACUAGCUCUCAUACUUAUCACCUGUCAGGAGAUACAUGGUAGAUUUGUUGGACAAGCCAACUGAAUAUUGAGGCCCCUUCCCCAUUACACCGGAGAACAUUGUAAACGGCGUUUUCUCUCCGAAAGCGCAUCAAAUGUUUUCCAUCCACAUUUCGCCGGAGAAAUUUGAAACCCUAUCAAUCAGCGGCCAUUUUAGAUUUGCUUUUGAGGAAAACUCUGGCAGGGAAAUCCCAGUGUUAUUGUAGCGUCAUCCUUUUCUGUCCGCACUAAAACGCACAGCCAGUGUCAGUUCAAAUUCCUCUCGUUUGAAGAGCGUUUUCGGAAAGCUACGUUUUCGGAACGGAUUUUCGGUGUGGACGGUAAGCUCAACCGUAGAAAUAAAGCUGCGUUUUCAAAUUUUUCCGACGUAGAGUGAACGGGGCCUAAAUAAGUGCGUAACAGUUCACUGCACGAGUAGUUCUAGUAUUAUAAAUUUUACAUAGUUUACUCUCUCAUUUUUGGGCUUUCAGUUCAAUGAUCUAUAAAGUUUAAACAACUGAGAGACACUAACGACACUUUUACGCCACUGAAAUGGAAAUUGCCUCUUAAUCCUGACGAUUUUCCUCAACAGGCCGGGAAGGAAAAAGUAGUUUACUUACUGGAGUGGUUUUCAGAAUGUCUUAAAGCCUUAACAAAAUAUUUCACGGUAAUUGUUAAUGUUUCAUUAUGACUGUGGAAAGUAAUUCUAGCUAAGAGAAAUAUAUUUUUAUAUUUCACUUCACAUAAGUCAGAUUCAAAUUUUAUUUUUAGCUUGUUUUAAAGAGACCACUUCAAUUCACGUAUUUUUAAUGUUGCAGAAAAAAUAAGAUAAGAUGAUUGAAUAUCAUUUAUUUUUACAAAAUGUGUCACAAACGGUGGUGAGUCGUUUUAAGACAAGUGUAGGAAUUACUGACAUGCACUCUAAGAAGUCACUGGUUGAAGAAUACAGAUCUAUCAAUCGAAAUAAUAAAGCAACAGACCAACCGAACAAAUAGAUAGAUAACUAAACAAAUGAAGAAAUGAAAAAUAGAUGGAUCAAUGAACAAAGAAAUAAACAAGCAAACAAGCAAAUAGAAUAAGAUAAAAUACAAAUUUAUUGUGUAAAUACGUUUAACUAUAAGAGUGCUAUACUAGUGAAUUUAUUACACAUAUAAAAAUGAAAAUAGGAUGUAGCUAAAUUAACAUUUCCCAGUAAAAAUAAUUGAAAUAUUAUAGUAAACGCCGCGUAUAUUUAUAUAAAAAAAAACAACAAAAAAUGGAAACAGAUAAAGAAGUAAAUGAAUAAAAAUAUAAAUAAAUGGGAAAGGUAUUGUAAAAUGAUUAUGUUGAAUAUUGGGGAAGAAAAUGUAAAUGGUUCUUUGUGCGUAUUAGGUUCUUGUUUCUUUUAACCAUCAACUUACUUUGGGUUCAGGAUAAAAUUUGAUUAGUUUUGGUGUAAAACAAGACAAAAUUAAACAGCAGAAAAUUAGCGCUCGUGAAAAACAGACUUUUAGCUUCGCAUUGCCUUUCAUUCCCCGCGCGGUUCAUCUGUUUCUCGUACCCAAACUCAUUUUUGCACCUUAAAU